This is a messenger RNA of Malassezia japonica, 1455 nucleotides long. It is a transcript of the gene PRP45, whose product is annotated as mRNA splicing protein. The record is from RefSeq and is a predicted model, not a curated record. Gene Ontology annotation, biological process: mRNA splicing, via spliceosome. The coding region runs from base 1 to 1455 and encodes 484 amino acids. The transcript has a single exon. Gene Ontology annotation, cellular component: spliceosomal complex. NCBI's taxonomy places the organism in Eukaryota, Fungi, Basidiomycota, Malasseziomycetes, Malasseziales, Malasseziaceae.
AUGGCGGCACCCGGCGGAGCGCUUACGCUCCAUGUGGACGCAGAAGGCAAGGCGCGGUACGAUGCUAUCGUGCAACAGGGCCGCCGCGACGGCCAGCACGUACAGUCGCAAUUCAAGGACCUGAUCCCCCUCUCGGAGCGUGAAGAGUCCAAGGACCAGAAGCGGUCGUUGGAUCGCCCCUCGGAAGAGGAAGUGUCUGCCACGGCGGACCGUACGCGCCAGGCACUCGAGCAGAUUGUGCACGGCAAGAUCAAGGCGGCGCAGCCCAAGAAUGUGCCGAACAGCAGCGGGAGCACGUCCUAUCUGCGCUAUACGCCUGCUUCUCAGGGCCAGGACGGCAAGAAGCAGCGCAUCAUCAAGAUGUCCGAGGUGGUCGAGGACCCGCUGGAGCCGCCGCGGCACAAGUUCAAAAAGGUGCCGGGCGGCCCCCCCAGCCCCCCGCCGCCGGUCCUGCGCAGUCCCCCUCGCAAGGUUACGGCACAGGAGCAGAAAGAGUGGAUGAUCCCCCCCUGCAUUUCGAACUGGAAGAACAACAAGGGUUACACUAUUCCCCUGGACAAGCGCCUCGCGGCAGACGGUCGCGGCCUGCAAGACGUGUACAUUAAUGAUAACUUUGCGCAGUUCUCCGAAGCGCUGCACCUCGCCGACCGCCAUGCGCGCGAGGAAGUGCGCCAGCGCAACCAGAUGCAAGAAAAGAUUGCUGCGAAGGAGAAAGCGAUGCGCGAAGAGAACCUGCGCUCGCUUGCGCAGCGUGCGCGUGAGGCGCGUGCCGGCGUUGCGCCCUCGAACGGCAGCCGUGUUGCUGCGACCGGUGGCGAGAUGCCUGCGGCGAUGGCCGGCUACGGCAGCAGCGACAGCGACGACGAGGAGGACGACGAGGCGGCGGCCGAGCGUAACCGCCUGCGUGAGGAGCGCCGCCGCGAGCGCGAGCGCGAUCUGCGCAUGAGCAAUAUGGGCAAGGAGCAACGCGCGCGCGCCUUUGCCAAGGAGCAGAACCGCGACGUUUCCGAAAAGGUCGCGCUUGGCCUCGCGAAGCCGACGAUGAGCAAAGAGUCGAUGACCGACGCGCGUCUCUUCAACCGCGAGUCGUUGUCGAACACGUUUGGAAGCGACGACUCGUACAACCUCUACGACAAGCCCCUGUUCCAGGGCUCCUCGGCUGCUGCAGCCAUUUAUCGCCGCCCUGGAACCGGCGGUGCAGACGACAUCUAUGGAGGGGGCACCGAGAGCGGGAUCAGUGCUGAGCUCGAAAACGACCGCUUCGGCCUCGGGAAGUCCAAGGGUUUCGAGGGGUCACAGUUCCAAGAGCAACGUGCAGGUCCCGUGCAGUUCGAGAAGGAUGCCAGCGAUCCAUUCGCUAUUGACCAAUUCCUCGAAGAGGCCAAGCGCGGCACGAAACGUGCGGGGCUCGAAGACCCUGCGCACGCGAAGCGCCCCCGUGACACCUCGCCAUAG